UCCGCGGCGCGGGGUCAGCGUGCGGCGCGGCGCGGCGCGGAUCGGCCGCCUGCGGGAACGUCGCCGCGGCUCUCAGCGAUACCCGCCGGGUCGGCCGGGAUCGCGCCUCACCUUAACGAAGGUUCCCUGACCGCGGAGCGCAGGUGCAGCGAGCGGCUUGGCCAUGGCACCGCGCAGGACUCGGCCCGGCUUGGUGGCUGCCUGGGGCCCUGACAGCCAUGUAUGGAGCAGCAGUGCUGGAGUGAUGGGCUGAACCCAUGGCAGGAAGCAGCACCUGUUCAGGUGGGCGCCCAGCAGCCCGCUGGGAGGUGUGAAGGCCCAUUCCAGUGGGGGCAUGGCCAAAGCGUUCUUCAGGCUGCAGAAGUUCCUUCGGCGGACCCAGUUUCUGCUCUUUUUCCUGACUGCCGCGUACCUCAUGGCUGGCAGCCUCCUGCUGCUGCAGCGUGCCCGCCUCGCAGCCCAGCAGGGACCACGCGGGGCCUCGGGCCUGGCACUGCCAGGGCCAGACACGGGGCCGGGAGCCAAGGCUGCAGACCCUCGCCUGGCGCAUAGCCCUGGUGCCCAGCUCCCCCUGGGAAAGGACACGCUGCCAGGGGCGGAACCGCAGCACAGCCUGCGCUGGAUGGCACCUCGCAACUCAGAGCUGAGGUGGCUGCGGAGGAGGUGGUUCCACAGGUUCAUUGGCGACCAGGAGCCCAUGCAGACCGCGGGACUCAGAGCCACGAGGGGUACCGCCGAGCACAAAGGCACCUACGUGGGCUGCUUCAGCGAUGACUCGAAGGAGAGGACACUGAAGGGAGCUGUAUUCUACGACUUACGAAAAAUGACAGUGGCUCACUGUCAGGAGGCGUGUGCUGAGAGGGCCUAUGCCUACGCGGGUCUGGCGUAUGGAGCGGAGUGCUACUGUGGGAACAAGCUCCCAGCCACCGCCUGCAGGCCCGAGGAAUGCAACAGCGAGUGCAAGGGCGAGAAGGGCUCGGUGUGCGGCGGAGUGAACCGGCUGUCAGUCUACAGGGUGGAGGAGCUGCAGGCGGCGGCACCACGACGGAGGAAUGUUAUCUAUCGAGGAUGUUUUAGAGCUCCAGAAAAUUUAACAGACACCUUUCCAGCCUCUUUGAUACAGCCCAAUUUGACGGUGGAGAUGUGCUCUGAAUUUUGCUCCAAGAAAGAGUUCCCCUUGGCAGUGAUCCGGGGGCAGGAGUGCUACUGCGGGUACCCCACGGCGCGCUUCCCACUGCGGCACGGCGCGGACCGGCGGCUGUGCAGCGCGAUGCCCAACGCCAGCAGCGCUGCCGCAGGGGGGUACUGCCAGGCCUACCAGACCCCGGUGCAAGACACCCGCUGUACAGACAGGAAAUUCCUAACCACAAAAUCCAAAGGGUUCAUUGCUUUGUCAAGCUUCCCAGGGGCUGGCAACACGUGGGCUCGCCAUUUGAUCGAGCAUGCCACAGGCUACUACACAGGCAGCUACUACUUCGAUGGAGCCCUCUACAACAAAGGCUUUAAAGGAGAAAAAGACCACUGGCGAAGUAGACGGACCAUCUGCGUGAAAACACAUGAAAGUGGCAAGACGGAGAUUGAAAUGUUUGACUCUGCUAUCCUGCUGAUACGAAACCCAUACAAGUCACUCAUGGCAGAGUUCAACAGGAAAUUCGCUGGGCAUCUGGGCUACGCUGCAGACCGCAACUGGAAGAGCAAAGACUGGCCAGAUUUCGUGAACAGCUAUGCCUCCUGGUGGGCCUCCCAUGUCCUGGACUGGCUGAAGUACGGAAAGCGUCUGCUUGUCAUCCACUAUGAGGACCUGAAACAAAGCCUCAUCCCCAAGCUGAAGGAGAUGGUGGAGUUCUUGAACAUGACAGUGACGGAGGACCGUCUGCUCUGUGUCGAGAACAACAGGGAUGGGAACUUUAAGCGGUCUGGUGCUAAGCAAAAAGAUUUUGAACCAUUCACCCAAGAAAUGAAAGAUCUUAUCAACAGAUACAUCCUGACAGUGGACGAGGCCCUGAGGGGAAGAAACUUCACAGGGCUGCCCAGAGAGUAUGUGCCAAGAUGAUAGCAUGGCAGCACUCAACUGUGCUUAAAAAUAAUUUUUUAAGGAAAAUGAGACUAGAUCUUUAUAGCAGCUAAAGCAAAGAUACUUGGGGAGUCUCCUGAGCAAUGCAAAUUCUCUCUGCUCUGAGGUGUUCUUCAGGACACUAGGUGUUCCAAAAGGCAAACAGCAGAUAGAAUUUGGUUGGCAGAACAAGGCCAAGCCACCACCAUCUGCCUACAGGUGCUGCUCUACACAUAGACAGCCAGAGCCUCACGGCAGAGCUCUGGUGCUCCUUGCUGAUGGGGAUUUCAUGGCUAUCGGUUUGGAAGCAGGCAUACGCAAAGGAGGAAAAAAGUGGCAACACCGAUAAACAAUUUUCAUCUGAGCACUUGAGAAAAAUAUGUUUCUUCCUUCUCAGCACAGCCCACAGCUUCCCUCUGCAGGGCCAUCGGCCUGGCCCAGCCUGGCCCCAUGCUCUCACCAGCCACAGCCCAGUGAUGGAAUAGAGGUCUGCACAGCUGCUCACUGCCCCUGUGCCCGGUGUUGUGCUGGGGAGCACCCAGUGAGCAGCACAACUGGAGGGACUGUGAGGCACUUCUGUUCAUGCGAAGUAAGGGAUUCCUUGAAAACCUGCCCAAAAACAUUAGUUUUAAUAAAACAAGAAGUUUGUAUAAAGGGAGCUGGGCUUUCCUCUGUGUGUCACUGGCACUGAAUACAAUAAAACUGUCACAAACAAAACAUGAAGUGCACUUCAGCCCGACCAGCACAGCCCCUGUGGUGCCCAGGCUGCAGGGCUGAUACACAAAGCCAAGAGCCCUCUGUCAUCGGCAGAAGUGGCACAAGUAAAGGAAAAGUAGCUCUGAAGCUUACUUUUUUCCUCAUAAGUCCAGGAAAAUGCAAGUGGGGGAAAAAUUAAAAAAAAAAAAAAAAAGAAAAGUACAGAGCAAAAGAGGCUGUAGCAGAGGGAGCUGGAAAGCUUCAUACAGCUUCCACUACCUGAACUGCACUUAAAACUAACCUCCAGCAUUUUCCUUUUUUACCUAAGCUGUACCUCUUAAUGAUUGUCAUUGAAAUGUUAAUGACAGAAAAGCAGGCAAAGCUGCAGAAUGCCACUCCAUGCAGCUGUAGAAACAUCCUUAAAGUUGGAUUACUAGAAAAAGAAAAAAAAAAUCCCUGAAAUUCAGCAAGGGAAGCACACUCUUUAAACACCAGCUGUUAAUAUUUGUAAAGGAACGCAGGCAGGGCACCGUGCGUCAGGUCAGCAGAUGCCAACCUGAGCCGUCCCUCCUCGCUCCAGGGCAGCUGGCAGCGAGGCGAAGGGCUGAGCUGUGGGGCAGUGCUGGGACGGGCGCAGGGCUCUGGCACCUCCCAAAAACCCGGCUUGUUAUAGCCAACCAAUGCCCACAGAUGAGGAACAGGGGAUGUCUCUAUGUUUUAUAUAUAACAUUACACACAUCUUAUAUACGCAGGUACAUAAUAAACUGAUACCUACGUGUGUUUAUCUAUUUCCUAAGUACACACUUCAGAUAGUAAGAGUAGCCAAGCACUUCUUGGGCCAAGGCACAAACCCUGCUGCUGCCUGCACUACCACACGUGAGUUAUUCUCACAAAUACACUGCAUUCCAUCUUAAAAAGAAUUGCAGCAUUUUUUAGUCCUUACUCCCCCAGGAAGAAGGCUGCAGAACUGCCAUUUAACAGCCAGGAGUCAUCUCCAAACUGGCAGUCUAACACACAUUUAUUACUCUUGCUGCCCUCCUUAAUCGUCCCAGAUGCCCGCACAGACACUGAUCACAGCCUCUUCCUUCCCAGACACCAUCUCACAAGCAUAAAUGAUCUGUGCAGCUUUAACCUUUUAUCCCAAGUCAGCAGUUCAAAAGCACUUGGCAAGACUUUACCACGACUGACCUCAAUACUGCACAGCAAACCAUAAGAAGGUUGUGCAGGCAUUAUGCUGAUCCAUGCAAUAUAAGUAGUAUUUGGUGUUUGUUUGUUU
This is a messenger RNA of Tympanuchus pallidicinctus (lesser prairie-chicken), 4025 nucleotides long. RefSeq names its product WSC domain containing 1 (gene WSCD1). The transcript has 9 exons. Gene Ontology annotation, molecular function: sulfotransferase activity. Lineage: Eukaryota; Metazoa; Chordata; Aves; Galliformes; Phasianidae. Bases 335 to 2053 code for a protein of 572 amino acids. The record is from RefSeq and is a predicted model, not a curated record.